Molecule: messenger RNA, 1073 nt
Organism: Elaeis guineensis (African oil palm)
Lineage: Eukaryota; Viridiplantae; Streptophyta; Magnoliopsida; Arecales; Arecaceae
Product: UPF0664 stress-induced protein C29B12.11c
Biological process (GO): positive regulation of DNA-templated transcription
Cellular component (GO): nucleus
Molecular function (GO): chromatin DNA binding; transcription coactivator activity
Source: RefSeq, a predicted model, not a curated record
CAAGUUCCAGCUGAAGCGUGGGGCAACAACCUUCGUCUAUAUCCAUCCGGAACCCUCAAGCGAGCGACCGGCAGAGUCUUUCCAUCGGUCUCCCUCUUUCCUCGUUUCUUUUUCUUUGUCCUGGAGAUCUUCCCUGCCCCUCUGUAUGCGGCAAGAGUCUAACCUAAAAAUCUUGGUGAGAGAGGCAGGAAUCGAGACGCAGAAACGAGUGAGAUGGCUUUGAAUCCACAGCUGUUCGCCAAUGGGAUGCCCGUCCCCUUCGUGGGCGAGAUGUUCGUGCUGGCCCGGGAUGGUGUCGACUUCGAGAUCGACAAAAUCCCCGGAGCUCAUGGUGGUCAUGUCAAAGCAAGGGGAACUAUUUACUUGUCAAAUAUAUGUUUGGUAUUCGUUGCUAAGAAACCUGUUGGCAACUUUGUGGCUUUCGAUAUGCCCCUGUUACAUGUUCAUGAUGAAAAGUUUAACCAGCCAAUCUUUUUCUGUAACAACAUAUCUGGAUUUGUCGAACCUGUAGUUCCAGAUGAUCAGCGCAGGUCUCUCUAUUCCACUCAUUCCUUCAAGAUUCUGUUUAAGGAAGGUGGAUGUGGAACUUUUGUUCCCCUUUUCUUGAAUCUUAUUGCAUCUGUGAGGCAGUAUAAUCAGCAUAUGGCAAAUUCUGCUCCUACUGCUUCUCGUGUUGACCCACUACAAGCUGCUCAGACUCCAGUGGAGGACAUGAUGAGACAUGCGUAUGUCGAUCCAAAUGACCCAACCAAAAUCUUUUUGCAGCAGCCGACACCCGAAUCCCAAUUGAGGAGGAGAACAUACCAUUCCCAGCCUGCUGAGAACUCCUACAAAGUUUAGUACUACAGUUGUCUUAUGUGUCGAUACUGCCACUUUUAAAUAUGAAUAAAAUUGUGAACUUUAAUGCUACUAUAAAUACUGCAUUUUCCUUUGUUGGUCAUCUGACAUUGUGUCUCAGAAAAUUUGCCUGGAUGGUUCAGUAGCUUAGAAGAAAAUUUGAUUGCAAUGCGGUCCUUGUUGUAAUGUCUAUUGGAUGUUUAUUGGCAUCUGUUUCAACACUGUUUUUGCCAAGC